ACGCACCAGGCCCGGAAACGGAAAGGAAAGCAAAGCAGGGGACGUGUUUGGCAGAGGGACGCGCUCAGCCGGUUGCCCUUAGUUUCCCCGCGAUGUUCCGGAGGGUCUCGGCGCUGCUGCCUCUUCGCCCGCCGUCCCGCGUCCCUUUGCCCUCCGGAAGCCCGCAGGCGUCCGCGGCUGCAGUUUUGCCUCUCGCUGCUGCUCCUGGAACGGUCAGGACAAAAAAUAUCCAAAGAUAUUUUGGUACCAGCAACGUGAUCAAUAGCAAGGAAGAUGAGAAAUCUUGUCCAACUGAUAAGAUUUCCAGAGAGCCUUCGGAGAGCCAAGACUCUGUAAGUGAGCAUAAGAAGAAAGACUUACUAAACAUUAUUAAAGGCAUGAAAGUUGAGUUAAGUACCGUAAACGUACAAACAACAAAGCCACCCAGCAGAAAAGCACGUCAAAGUGUAGAGGCUGUAAUGGGAAGGCGCCGAAGAGCUGCAAGAGAUGAGCCAGAGAAGCGAAAUGAGCCCCUGAGCCCUGCCUUGGAGGCGGCUGUGUCUGCUGUUGCAGCUUCUCUCCCCUUUGACAAGCAGGUGACCAAAUCCGAUCUGCUCAGGCAGCUGCAGCAGCACGAGCAAAGCUCAGUGUCCCAGAAGGAGGGAGAGAAACGUAAAAUCAGUUUUAGUAACAUCAUAUCAGAUAUGAAAGUUGCCAAAUCGACUAGAACUAGAACAUCAAGACCAGAGCAUCAGAUUCAGUUUGAUGAAGGAUUUAACAGUUCUCUAGAACAGGAGCUAUCAGCUGAUUUUAAAAAAAGUCUUAAAAAUUUAUUCAAAGGGAAGCGACUUAAUAUUUUUGACGUUAAGCAACUUAAUGAAGAAGCUCCUCUAACAGAAACAUCACUUUCUCUCUGGGAUGUGGAAUUUGCAAAACAGUUAGCCCUGGUAAAGGAACAGCCCUUUCAGAAUGGACUUGAGGAAAUGAUCCAGUGGACAAAAGAAGGGAAACUGUGGGAGUUCCCAAUCGACAAUGAAGCCGGCUUUGAUGAUGAUGGUUCAGAAUUUCAUGAGCAUAUAUUUCUGGAUAAAUACCUGGAGGAUUUUCCAAAACAAGGACCAAUUCGCCACUUCAUGGAGCUGGUGACUUGUGGCCUUUCCAAAAACCCAUAUCUGAGCGUUAAACAGAAGGUUGAACACAUAGAGUGGUUCCGAAAUUAUUUCAAGGAAAAAGGAGACAUUUUAAAAGAAAAUAACAUACAGCUCAACUAACACCUUGGAAAUUUUUAUUUCAGGCUAUUGGAGAUGGAUAUUAUAAUGAAAUAAAGUAAUUUUACUAAUUUUUAUGUUAAUCAUAACAUCUGAUUUGAUUGAUAUAAAUAUGAGAAUUUUUAAAGUAUGAUGGUACUUAAAAAUAUCCUUCUGCGGAGAAAAUCCAUUCAUAGGCUCAAAAGUGUCUCUGAGACUUAGUGAUAGGUGUAAGACAACUCCACCUAACUCAUUUCUUUUUACUCAGUGUCUUUGAAAUAGAGUGUAAUUAUUAGUCAUAUAUCUGAUGACACCGAAGUACUUGCACUAGUCCUUUAGGUUUGUUUGUCUUGUUUUGGUUUUGCUAUUAAAACAAAAUACCAGAAGCAG
Messenger RNA from Chinchilla lanigera (long-tailed chinchilla), 1616 nucleotides. It is a transcript of the gene Mrps31, whose product is annotated as mitochondrial ribosomal protein S31. Gene Ontology annotation, cellular component: mitochondrial small ribosomal subunit. The record is from RefSeq and is a predicted model, not a curated record. The coding region runs from base 93 to 1250 and encodes 385 amino acids. Gene Ontology annotation, molecular function: structural constituent of ribosome. The transcript is spliced from 7 exons. Lineage: Eukaryota; Metazoa; Chordata; Mammalia; Rodentia; Chinchillidae.